Molecule: messenger RNA, 5294 nt
Organism: Pomacea canaliculata
Lineage: Eukaryota; Metazoa; Mollusca; Gastropoda; Architaenioglossa; Ampullariidae
Product: muskelin-like
Exons: 21
Coding region: 499-2661 (720 amino acids)
Cellular component (GO): cytoplasm
Molecular function (GO): protein binding
Source: RefSeq, a predicted model, not a curated record
GAUCAACUGUGUGUGUGAUAGCUUGAGAGAACAACGUAUUUGCUUUCCUUCGAGAAACAUGUAUGUUCAUUGGGAUCGCGACGACAGGUUAAUACUAAGGGAUGUUUAUGUGGCAUAACACUAUGGAAUACACCAAUAUAAAAUUUACAUGCUAUGAUUUAGUCGAGUAUAUCUAUUUUAUGACACAGUUGUAGAUUUGUCUGCGAUAUUUGCGACUUACUGAAAAAAGAAGGCAACAGGGAUUGUCGGCGAUUAAGUGCUGAGUUUACGCAAUAUAGUUUUAGGCACUGAACAAAUGCCAUAUUCGCCAGCAAAAGUCCAGAAAGAUUGCUGUGUGUCAGUAGUAUAUUAUUGAUGCACUUGAAGUACGACAAAAAGAACAUUUUAACGAAUGAAUGCAGCUUGCGCAAGAUCGUUUGCGGAGGCUUGCUAUUGCAAGCAUCGAUCAUUAAAAGACAGGGAGAAAACAGUUCUUGAUGUAUUGUUUAAACAUUGCAAAUGGCUUUGAUGACCACAUCGUCUCGAGACAAGCUUCAGUACAGCAUAUACAAGUACUCCAGCUACUCUUAUAAUUACUCACCAGAAAAUAUCUUGGUGAACAACCCAGGUGAUCAGCUGUCGAGAUGGUCUUCUGAUUCUAACAACCCUCCUCAGUAUCUGAUACUGAAACUUCAUCGACCAGCUAUUGUAGACAGCAUAACCUUUGGAAAAUAUGAAAAUAUACAUGUAUGCAAUCUCAAGAAGUUCAAAGUUUUUGGAGGAUUGACAGAAGAACACAUGAUAGAACUGCUGGACAGUGGACUUAAGAAUGAUCACAUACCUGAGACAUUUGCUCUGCGAAAUGAAAUUGAUGGCAACAAUUUUCCUUGUCGUUUUGUUAAAAUUGUGCCUCUUCAAGCCUGGGGACCCAGCUUCAACUUCAGCAUCUGGUAUGUGGAGCUUCAUGGUGAUGAUGACUGGAACAUUGUCAAACCUUGCAUGAACUGGUACAAUACAUACCGAGAAAGGGAAGCUAUUCGUCUGUGUUUAAAACACUUUCGACAGCGCCAUUACAUUGAGGCAUUUGAGGCACUUAAAAAGAAAACUAAAGUUUCUUUGGAACAUCCAGUUCUUACAGAACUGCAUGAUUUACUGGUAAUAAAUGGAGACUUUGAAGGAUGUGAGAAAGUUGUCUCGAGAGUGUGUGAAGAAGGUUUGUUUGACCAGUACAUCAGCCAACAGGAUUAUAGGCCCAAGUGGACACCUAUUGAACCAGUUUCCUCAAACAACACAGAUGGCUAUGCAGAUAAUCGUCCAGGAAUGAGAGGGGGGCAUCAGAUGUGUAUUGAUGUAUAUACUGAAACAAUCUAUCUGUUUGGUGGCUGGGAUGGCAAUCAUGACCUUGCUGACCUCUGGACAUACCAGGUGACUUCUCGAGAAUGGACAUGUAUCUCCAAAAACACAGAAGAAGAGGGUGGGCCAUCAGCAAGAUCGUGCCACAAAGUUUGCCUUGAUUAUAAUCACAAGCAGAUGUUCACACUUGGGCGGUACCUGGACCCAUCCAUGCGCACUCCAGACAUGCUUAAAAGUGAUUUUUAUAUGUAUGACAUCAAAUCCGGGCAGUGGACAUUGAUCACAGAAGACACAUGUGCUAUGGGUGGCCCACAGCUUAUUUUUGAUCAUCAAAUGGCAAUGGAUGUUGAGCAGCAGACAAUCUAUGUCUUUGGAGGGAGAGUCCUCAGCAGGAGUGAAGGGGAGAGAAGCCAGGAGCCCCUGUUCAGCGGCUUGUACUCAUUUCAUGUACCCACCAACACUUGGACUCAGCUUCGCUGUGACUGUCCAGAACUCAAGUCACGCAUUGGGCACUCAAUGCUUUUUCAUCCGAAAAAGAGAAUUCUAUACAUUUUCGCUGGCCAGAGAUCAAAGGAAUAUUUGAGUGACUUCCUUGGUUAUCAUGUCGACACUGGAACUGUCAUGAUGGUGUCUGACAAAGAAGGAUGUCAAGCAGGUUUUACACAGAGAGCAACACUUGAUCCAGACUUGAAUGAAAUUCAUGUGUUAUCGGGUCUCAGCAGAGAUAAAGACAAACGGGACAAUGUGAAGAAUUCUUUCUGGGUCUAUGAUAUCAACAAGGAUAAAUGGGCAUGCAUAUACAAGAAUGAGAACACAGGUCAACAGUACUGGGUGAAAAUGCAACACAUUGAGCCAGUCCCUCGUUUUGCUCAUCAGUUAGUUUAUGAUCACAUCAAAAAGGUGCAUUAUUUAUUCGGAGGAAACCCUGGGAAAGACAGUUUGCCAAAGAUGCGACUCGAUGACUUUUGGUCACUGCAACUGUACCGUCCAUCUCCAGACUUUCUGCUGCGGAAAUGCCACUAUCUUAUACGGAAAUACCAUUUCAUAGAGAUGGCUUCCACUGAUCAGCAUGCAGCAAUGAAAUAUUUGCAAAAUGAUGUUGCAAAAGUGGUUGACCAUGGCAAUGACAAGGAGGCGCAGGAGUUUCAGCAGCUGACGACUUACUUGUUUAAAGACCCAAUUAAAGAAGAUUCUGAAACGCAUGAAGGUGAGACACCUGAGCACUUUGGCCACCGCACUGAGUUGUUUGACAAGCUAGUGACUUUCUUUCCUGAGAAUAUGACCCAGCCCAAGGGUAACCUAGUGGAUCUCAUCCCACUCGAUGAUUGAGUGAUGUCCCUUCAUCAGUGGUCUCCACUUAAAACUUCUUGGUGGUGGGAGAGGGGGAGAGUGAGAAAUAUCUACUGCUUAUGCUGACUUUUGUUGGGUGUAGACUUUGCAGGCUGUGCACAAUGCACUUAAACAUGAUGAAAUUGGUGCAUAAAGUGAAGAUUGUAAAUAACCCUCAGAGACAGAUUGUUAUUUUCUAUUUUGCUUAAGAACCACACAGUCAGAGUUGAGGGAAACAAUCAGGGCUAUUGUACACAGAUAUUUCCAUGUCCUCUUAUUUUAAUCUGGACAUAUGAAGUCUGUGCAUCAUCAUCAUCUUUGUUAUCUCCUGCAAGCAUCAAUAUACGCAGGUGAAGUUGUGGGAGACGUUCAUCAUGUGUUGCUUGUCCAUCUUUGUGUCCAUCUGUUCUUGCCAUGGAGACUGAAUGAAUAGUUGACCUUGUAGGAUUGGUAUUAUUCUGUAGUGUUUUAACUGCAGACACAUUUGUUUUCUGUUCUAGGUGAUUUACUAGACAAAUUUACCGCAUUGUAAGAAUGACAUCUUUUUUCCCGUUGGAAAUUUUCCCAUCCAGUAGCAUAUCUGGUCUUUCAGAUUUUUUUUGCAUUCUCGACUUUGUGACUUUGCGCAACAUUGGACAGAUGAAAAAUCUUAACUAAUCAGUUUGUUCUGCUAUUCCCCUUCAUUUAUAGAGUUCAUUGUAUAGCUUUACUCUCACAUAUUUCUGAUUACAAGCAAACCACCUUCAGAAGAAGAUAACUCGUUUGAUCUGUAUUUGAUGUGAAAAGCAUGGAUUUUUAAAAUUGAAAAUCACCAGUGGAAAGAAUUGACUUAUUGAAAGGCUGUGUAAAAGUUGAAUAAUUUGUUUAAAUUGGGGGAUCUGGGGUGAGGAAUGUUGAAUUUGGUCAUUUUUGAGUAAUUCCUUAUUGGAUGCAGUGUCUAUUCAGUCUUACACUAAUUUAUUCACCAUCAUUCAAAUCAUAUAACUACUCAGUCUCUCUUACAGCUUAAUACUGACUGCAGUUAAAAAAGCUAAUGUCACAUCUGACCAUAGCCAAUAGCUAGACCCAGUAUGUUGAUUCCCAGACCCAGUAUGUUGAUUCUGAGCCCUUCCUGCAGUGGCCUUACAAUGAAUGUAAUCUGAUGUCAUUCUUACAGUUAAUAUGAGAGUAGUUUCUAAAAUGUCUGCAGUAAUUUUCUUAUAUAGACAACCUGGUGUGGCAGGUCAACUUGUAUUUUAGCCAGAAGAGACAGAGUAUGUUUUCACCAUGCUUGGAAACAUUCAUAACUUUUGAUAUGGUAAAACAUGAAUGGAUGCAAGUGUUAAAAGUGCCAAGUUUUAUAACCACAUUUUUAGAUCACCCAAGCAUUCAUGAUAUUAUUGUAACUACAUUUUAACAAAAUAGAAAUACCUGUUUUGUUUUGGUAAGCAUUAUGAUCCCAGAGCUUAUUUUAUUUGUGUGUAUGCUGAGAAAAGUAUGUUUCAUGUUGUAGACUCUCAACAGGUUGAGCAUGAUGUACUUUACGUGAGUAGAAGUGAUAUUCUGUUUCCUGGGGAGGCUUUAUAGAUAUAUAUAUCAAGGACAUAUCUAUGUAAAUCUUGCAGUUGGUUUUCUUGUUACACUGUGCUGCCAUGAAGAAUUGUCUUGAAAAUUCAGCGAAUGUCUUUUUAUGUAUAUAUUUGAAGAUGAUUGUAAUAUCCAUGCCCACAGCAUGUGAAUUUUUGUAAGAAGGCAAAGGAAAAUGAGUGUGUAUCAAGACAAAAAUUAGUGUUUGUAUUUCAUUAAGGCCAGAGUAAAUUUUUCCAGAUGUUUUGAUUGAACACAGUUCUGUUUGCUAACAAGCCGAGCGACAGCUAGAGUGGCUCAGAUCAGUGUUAGUGUUGUUGUAUUGAAACAGAAAUUAUUCCAUGUCUUUCAUAAAAAUUCCUUUUGUUUAUUUACCAUUCAUGGAACAGUUUAAAAUUUUUGGACAGGUAUUAGUUAUAGCAUCAAUGGUGGGAAGAGUUUGUAAGUCUGUAGCACCUGUGCCAUCGUGGAAUAGUGAGGUCCCAACAGCAUUUGUGGUUUUUUUUUAAAGAAAAAUGUAAAAAUAAAACAAAAUUCCAACCCUAGAACAUUAGCUGUAUUAUGUAGUUGGCAUCAUUGUACCAUGACUUAGUAGCUGGCAUCUGCUUGAAGGAGCAAAAGGUGAAAGUUUCUUUGAAUGCAUCCUUGUUUCAUGCAUUGUAAUGCUUACUUUACAGCUUAGAAUGCCACAGAUCGGCAGCCUUUCAUUUAGGUAUGUUACUUUAGACACACUAUACAAGUGCAGACGAGUAACCUCAGAGCUUCGUAUAAUUUCCUGGUGUGAAUUUUUAGUUUGUACCACUUGAUCAGAGGAAUUGUAAGACAGACAACUUUAUUCAAGCAUGAACUGAUGAUAAAUAAAUGAUGACUAAUGAUUACAAGGGGUCAAGGUGCAUUGCAAGUGCAAUGAAUUCAGUGGAACUCUGUAACUGUUUACUUUGGGGGCUUUGCUGCUUGGGCAAAAUAGUUGGUUUCAUGUUAGUGUUUAGCAUCUACAACAUAUUGAUCAGAUUGGACUGUUUGACUGUUGUCCUGUAAAAAUGAAAUAUAAAUCAACCGAAAACAGA